Molecule: messenger RNA, 1756 nt
Organism: Episyrphus balteatus (marmalade hoverfly)
Lineage: Eukaryota; Metazoa; Arthropoda; Insecta; Diptera; Syrphidae
Product: sterol O-acyltransferase 1-like
Exons: 3
Coding region: 324-1580 (418 amino acids)
Biological process (GO): cholesterol metabolic process
Cellular component (GO): endoplasmic reticulum membrane
Source: RefSeq, a predicted model, not a curated record
ACUACCUAUAGAAACAACUAUUUUUAUGAUUAUAUACGUAAAUACAUGUAGUUACUAGGUACCUACUACCUAUACAUAUAUGGAACACAAUUUCAUAAUUUUUGCUAUAGGUACCUACUUCUUUAGUUUAAUUGCCUAACUUUACAUUUUUUUUAAUAACUGCCUAACAUUUUAUGCAUUUUGUCACCUUUUGGCCCUUGCUACCUUUAAAAUUCCACAUAAAAGAUGAUCAAAAGUAAUGCGCCUACAAAGAUUUAGUUUUACUUUUCAACUCAGAGAAUGAAGAUUUUAAAGAAACUCCUAGUAUAAAUUAAACAUUUGAAAUGCCUCGGUCGCGUAUAUCAAAAAUAAAAUGCCAUCCCAAGAAAAAAUUUUUCGUGAGAGAUUCAAUUCACACUGUGCUUAUGUCAAAUUAUCAAUAUAAAAGUAUUUAUAACAUGUGUAUAGCCAUUUUCUUCAUUCUACUUUUGGACAACAUUUCACAAGAAUUCUUGAAAAGUAAAACAAUUACUUUGGGACUUCAAACAAUAGUUCGAGGCUUUGGACUGCUUCAUGUAGUAUUCAUUGUCUGGGUUCUAUUGCAUGUUCCUAUUAUUGGACUAUACUUUGCUCUCCGGGGUUGGUAUAAUGGCGUUCAAAUGCUGAAAUCAAGUUCAGCUCUUAAAAUCGUAUGGAACAUAUGUUGUUUACUUUGUUUUACCGGAUUGCAGUUCAGUCUUAUAUAUGUAAGCACAAGAGUUUGCCUUGUGUAUAGGUUACCCUUUGGAUCAGCAUUUGCAUUACUAAUUGAAACAUUUCGCUUGAUGAUGAAAUGCCAUGCCUUCGUGAGAACCAAUGUGCGAAGACUUAUUGUUAAUAACCAAUUUACAUCAAUAUCAUCGUACUUAUAUUACCUUUUUGCUCCAACAUUCAUAUAUCAAGACGCAUAUCCUAGGACAGAAAAGAUUCGAUGGAAAAUUGCGUUCAAAAGCCUGUUGGAAAUUAUUGCAAUCAUAUUUCUUGUCAGUUUCUUAUACGAGGGCUAUAUUCAGCCAAACUUUCAAGCUAUUGGGUUUCAAAAUUUUACUUUAGAAAAAAUUGCCGGACGAUUUUUUGGAAUUAUAUUGCCUUCAAAUUUAAUAUUUUUUGGUACAAACUAUUUGGUAUUGCAUAGCUGGUUAAAUUUCGCUGGUGAAGUUAUGCGUUUUGGAGAUCGUUUGUAUUAUGAGGAAUGGUGGACAUCUGGUGAUUUUAAAACAUACUAUCGCUCUUGGAAUAUAACCGUUCACGAAUGGUUUUACGAAUUUAUUUAUAAAGACUCCUGCAAGUAUAUAUUUAAGGGGUCCCAAGCUGGAUCUGCUUUGUUGGUGUUUUGGCUUUCGACAUUUAUGCAUGAGUAUGUGAUUGUUUUUUCCAUGCGGAUGUUUUUUCCGCUAUUGUCUAUUCUAUAUGGAGUUUUUGGAGUUUGUCUCUAUUUCACAACUAGUCAUCUGCCUCCCCGCAUAGGAAAUAUAAUAGUUUGGUUGUUUUUAUUACUAGGCUCAGCAGUACUCAUAUCUUUUUAUUCAAUGGCAUAUUAUAGCCAAUUUAAUUCUUUUUAAACUAGUUAAAACAUUGUCCUUACCAAAUCAUAAAAAUACUUUUAUCCUCAGAGGGGAGGGGGGAAUCAUUUGAGAACUUAUUUAUCAUUUUUGUUUUGAUUUUUUAAGUUCAGUAAACCGAAACAAACAGGAAGUUUUGUAAGAAUAAACCAGAUUAAAAUAAAAUAUAUAUGUAC